Molecule: messenger RNA, 7387 nt
Organism: Apis florea (little honeybee)
Lineage: Eukaryota; Metazoa; Arthropoda; Insecta; Hymenoptera; Apidae
Gene: pdm3
Product: POU-domain protein pdm3
Biological process (GO): regulation of transcription by RNA polymerase II
Molecular function (GO): DNA-binding transcription factor activity, RNA polymerase II-specific; RNA polymerase II cis-regulatory region sequence-specific DNA binding
Source: RefSeq, a predicted model, not a curated record
CGAGGGUUGGCAAGAGGGUGUGACAACACGUUUCUAGAAUUGGAAUUCGUUCCGGGCACGAUCGAGAAGGAAGGAGAGAAGGAAUCGAGCGACGAAGUAUAUUUAUCGGGAUCGCGAGCAAUUAACUGUUUGCUUCUUAAUCGCUCCUAAUUACUCACAAUUACCCGGCGUAAUUAAGUAGGCUGAUGUCACCGGCGGUCGAUGUAUUUGUGAAUCGUUUGUCCGUCGACGUCGGUCCACCGUCGCCAUCCGGGCUGUUGCCUGUUGUUGUCGUCGCUGCUCGUCGUUGGAAAAUUACCGGUGGAUCGUGAAAUAAGGGAAGGAGGAAGGGGACAGAGGUGAGCACGGCGAAAGAUCGAGCGGUAAAGGGCCGAAUCGUUGGUGUUUUGGAUCGGAGGAAAAGAAAAAGGGAAGGAAGGGAGGAAGAUCGAUCGGGUUCAGACUGGGGGAAGGACGAAGAGAGAUACUCGGAGAGGCGUUCGUUCGAGCAGGUGGCAUCGAGGUGAAUAAAUAUAGCAAGAAGUCGAGAGUACCCGCGUCAGGACGACGUCCCACGUACAACAAUCACAGGUCGCUUCAGAUUACGAGUCCCCGGGAUGCAAGGCUGACAUGGCAGAGGGUUCGGCCGAGGAGGAACAGAGCAGUACCGCUGCGCCCGCUUCCCCGCCAGCUGAUCUUCGCACUCUGAACACCCAAUUGUCGCCGCCUUAUCACCACCAGUCCCAUCUCCAACCUCGUCUUCAGCAUCUGCAGCAUCCCAACAUGUUGGCGACCGCCGUGCCGCCCAGGCACAGCCACAGUAUGCUGUCUCAUCAGGUGAAAACGGAAGCCGAGUUGGACGCGCCCUGUGAUGUGCCAUUGAAUCUCAAGAGCGAGGAUAGCGAUAGAAGUAGCGUUGGCAGUCCUGAACCGGUGGCGGCCACUGGCUCGCUCCAUGAGCAUCAGAUGAUGAUGGAUGAAAUGAAAAACUCGCGGAAGAAUAGCCCGUCACCUGAAAAUCUGCAUCAGGCGAAACGGGCAGCGGUGGCGCAAGCACAUCUCAAUGGGACGAUGGCGGGGAUGGUGACCCUACAGAAUCUUCAGAAUUUGGCGAGUCUACAAAAUCUACCGCAAGUCGCAUCGUUGGCCGCAGGUCUCCAGGGAAUGACAGCGGGAUUGACUAACAAUCAGCUCAUCAACACACCCCUGAAUCUCACUGUCAGCUCCUCGGCGAAUGAAUUUUCAUGUUCAGGUGGCACGGUACCAACAGCCUCGAACACGACAGCUGCCCCUCACCUCCUGCCACCGAGCUCGACGCCAAUGGCGACAUUACCUCAGCUAUUAUCUCAGCCGCAACCGGUCGCGAUGCCUCAAUUCAUCCUAACGUCCGGUCAAUUGGUUCAAGGCAUUCAAGGGGCUCAGCUCCUUAUCCCUACGUCGCAAGGAAUAGCCACGCAAACUAUCCUCACCAUCCCUGUCAGCCACGUCACGAAUAAUCAAAUGGUGAACUUGGCGCUCAGCAACGGACAAGUGGUGUCUACGACCUUGGCGAACCUUCAGUCGAUCGCUCAACCGCAGAACAUGCUGAACACGCCGACUAGCAAUGGUGAAUUUACAGUCCCAACAAGUCCGAGUUUAGCGUCCGGAUUAGGGUUAAAUCCGGCCGCCUUACCGCACCUUCUGAGCAACAGCUCGGCCAGCCAGCAACUUCUGAGCGCGAUGCAGCCUCAGCAACUGCUCCAGGCCGCGCAGGCGGCUCAGGCUCAAGCGGCACAGGCUGUCCAAGCUGCACAGGCCUCUCAACAACCGCUUCUGACCACCUCGCCCCAGCAGCACGGUCAUCGACACACCUCUCAUAUGAAUCAUUACACGCCGACGGAGAAACAUCACAGAGAGAGGCCCGAGCAAUCGUCGCCUUUGAACGAGUCCGUGGUAUCCGCAGCCUCGGCCCUGAACAGACUGGCGGCCAGCAACGGGGAAAUAACGAUCACGACCACGCAUGGACCCAGUGGAGCCGGGGUGAAGGCGAGUGUCACGCCGAGCAGCAUGCACAAUCCUAAGAAGGAGGAGGAGGAUCUCAAUGAUUCACCUAAUCAACCGACGAUCAACGAGGCCACGAACAAUGUAGUCGACGGGAUAAAUCUGGACGAGAUCAAAGAGUUCGCUAAGGUGUUCAAGUUUCGCAGAUUGUCGCUGGGUCUGACGCAGACCCAAGUGGGACAGGCCCUGAGCGUGACAGAGGGGCCAGCUUACAGCCAAAGUGCCAUAUGCAGUGCCCUGGCUACCCAGAUGUACGCUGCCUCGCAGAUUGCCUCUCAGCAGCAAGCUACAUUCGAAAAAUUGGACAUCACGCCAAAAAGUGCACAAAAGAUUAAACCGGUCCUCGAAAGGUGGAUGAAAGAGGCUGAAGAAAGUGUGUUUGGUUACAGGCACAAGAGCGGGCUACAUCAGCUGACGGAUUUUAUCGGGGUGGAAACGAACAAGAAACGAAAGCGACGAACUUCGUUCACCCCCCAGGCUUUGGAAUUGUUAAACGCUCACUUCGACAGAAAUACUCAUCCCAAUGGUAACGAAAUCACGAACUUGGCGCAACGCCUCGGAUACGAUCGAGAAGUGAUCAGGAUUUGGUUCUGUAACAAGAGGCAAUCCUUGAAAAACGCGGUGAGACUGAUGUCGAAGGACGUUGUGUAAAAGUGCUAGGACAAGAUUGGUCGCGAAUGGAACCAGUGAGCAAAUAUAAUUAAAAAAAAAAAGAAUGAAAAUAAGAAGCUUUAAGGACUCGAAUUUUACGUUGCACGAGUUGAAUUCGGCGAGAUUCGAAUAGCGUUUCAUUCAUCGAUCAUCUUCGACGAAACCAGGGACGGAUCGAUGAAUAAUCGCGUGAACAGGAAUUUCAAACAACGGGGGACAAAGAGAGAAAGAAGUAACAGCGAAUCUCGGCGUCGCGUUAAUAAAAUAAUUCAGAGAAAUUAGCGCGUUCCGGAGGAAUCGCUUUAAAAAGUCAUGCACCGAUACCCGUCGAGCCAUGAAUUUUUAAAGGCGUGCUCUCGACGAUCGAUGUAAAGAUCAUCAUUGUGAUUGCAGGCGUAUACGAGACCUAUUCUGUAAAUAGUUUUAACCUACGGUUAAUGUGAUGUACAGGAGUCGAGCGUUUAACGUUGAUAAUUGCCUUAAUCGCCAUCGUCUUAUCCGAUAUUUCGUUAAACGAAGAAAAAAAAAAAGAAAAAAAAAUAAGAAAUCGAUUAAGAAUUAAAAAGAAUUUUAUCGACCGUGAACCGAGUCAGUGCGAGUUUCCUAUUGGCAGCCGGUAAGAAAGCGACUGACGAUAAUAUAAAUUCCUAUGGGUGAUACACGAAAUAUUAUUGAUUAACGAUAAAAUAGGAAACCUUUUAAAUUUUAAAAAGAUAUAAAUUGUUCGGGAAAGAAUUCGCGAAUUGAAAAAAGAAAAUAAAAAAAAAAAAAAAUUAACUCGUGUAUCAUUCGUAUCAAGGGACGGAACACGAUAAGACGUAAAUCAAACAACAAUUAUCAAGUCGCGUCUCGGCUCGUGAAAUUAGGAUAAGUAAUUCCGUUAAGUAAUCGCACAGAUAACGCUAGUUCGUGAAACGAUCGAGAAGCUUCCAGCUACUGAGAAUCGUCUGUCAUUAUGAAAUCAACAGACGAAGCACAAAAAUCGUGGAUCGUACGGAAAAUAUGAUCGAGCUUUGAUAAACUCGUUCGAAGAGUUUGAAUGAUAUUUUUCGUACGAGAUCCCAUCGAGAGCCAUGAGAUCGAGGAACGGACCGGUGUGGUUCGAUCCUUUCGCACACAGGAAAGAACAUAGUUGAAGCAACGAGAACAGCAAACAGUAACAAUACCGAUAACGAACAAUAACAAACAGCAACAACAGUACCGUCACGUUCACAUGCCAUACACAGCGGGAUACAAUUCAGUUGUUCACACAGGAAAUAGAAACGGAAAAGUUUUGACAGUGACCGCCGCUAUCGUUUAUGACGAUCCAUCAUCCAACUCUUUUUAUUUUCAUUCUUACCGGUGAAACAACCACUCGUUUACAGGCUUCGUUAGGGAAAAAGAAAAAAAGAAAAAAAGAAAAGAAAGAUGUUUCAACCAUAUUGUUCUCUGGGUGUGCUCGUCUGUAUAAAUUAUACGCGUGUAUUUUAGAUAAAAAAGAAGAAAAAAAAAUUGAUCGAAAGGGAAAAGCAAAAAGUCACGAGGGAAAUGAGGGAAUAAAAGGAAGAAAAAAAAAAUAUAUAUAUAUAUAUAAACGAAAAGAAAAAUGAAAAAGAAGAAACUUUGUAGCGAGUAAAUUAAUGCAAUAACGUCUUUUUGAAAGUAUAUUAUCGAUCGAUCAUAAGGAUCCUCCUAAAAUACCCUUUUAAAAUUCUAUUCGAACCGGAAACGAGAGAAGGGAAAGGGUUUGAAAGUGGUUUGAGAUUUUUCCCCCCGCAGAGAUAAACAUGGAAGAAAAAAAGUUACUAGUCCGUAAUAAUCUGCCAUAUAACGAGGUAUACGUAUUAAACAUUUACGCAUCUUUCGUUCCUAAAUGUUCGAUCUGCUUGACCGCUGGUGAUUGUAUCGAUAUAUUUAUAUUUGGUACGCGUCCCGUCUAUUCAGCCCAGGGAAAUAUGCAAUCGAAUUACCCGAAUUACCUCAAAAUAAGGAAAAUACAAGAAGAAAAGGAUCGAAUAAAUUCAAUUCUUCCUUUGACUGGAAAGAAAAAAAAAAAAAGAAAAAAGAAAAAAAAAAAGAAAACUGAAUCUUCGCUUCUAGUUAAAGUAAAAAUUGAACGAAUCGCGAUAGUUUCGAAAGAAAGAUUCAGAAUCAUCUUUUUUUAAUUGUCACGAAAAAUCGAUAGACCGUUGCUGGAAGAAUGAAUCAUCAAACGAUCGAUAUCCGCGUUCAUUGGAUUCUUCAAGAGCCGUGUUGACUCGUAUAAAAGAUAAUCUUGCGGUAAAAUUUGUGCGAAGCCGACCGAAAUAGUUAUCACCGACAUAAAUUCCAUGAAAUAAACGCUAGCUGGGUAUAUACACUGUAUAUACAUAUAUAUAUACAUAUGAAUGUACGUAUUAUAUACGUGUGUACAACACAGCCAACGAGCAGGCAACGUGCACUCUAUAACGAUACUAAUUCGAUUGCAAAUUCACCACUCGAGGACACUGAUAAAUGCGUGCUAGUGAAUCACGCGUUCCAUAACCGUCAUUGGCGGGGAUUAAUUUCACUUCCGGUUACGCGAUUCAGGCCGCCAUUUGAAACGCGUCGUUAUUCACAAGAUGGCGGUGUUCUCCGCGGCCGAGACGGGACGCGGUACGACCAGGGACAGGUUUUUCCAAUUUCCACGGACGAAUCUUCGUAUUUAUUAUUAACGCAUCCAGAGGAAUGGUUCGUUAGUUAAAAUGAAAAAAGUAAAAAAAAAAAAAAAAACCGAAAAAAAAGAAGAAGAAGAAGAAGGAAGAGGAGGAGGGAGAAGGAAGGGAAGAGGAAGUAAAUAAAAUAAAAAAUAAAUUAUAAUACCAUUACGAGAAGCUUAAAAUAUCGACCAUCCACACAAGGAUAAAAGUAUCACAUGUAUUCCCCGGUUAAUCGAUAUAGUGAAUAAUAGCGUUUACUUUUUGAAUGUGUUCCGCUUCAAGUGAGUCACGGCUCUCUUUCUUUACGUCUAAUCUUACUGGAGGGCAGGAUAGUCGUUUUUAAAUGGAGAAAAAAAAAUAAUAAUAAUAUGCGGAAAAAAAGUAAUAAUAAUUAUAAAUAAUAACUGCAGAAAUAGAGCGUGCGCGCGACCGAUCGACAUUGUUCUCUCUCGACGAUUUUUCCUUCCUUGCCGUAAUAAACGAUACUGUAGGCGAAACUAAACCCAUCCCAAAAAAAAAAAAAAAAAAAAAGUAAAUAAUGGUACGACACGAUUUCUUAAAUAUCUCUCAGCUCGAGUAUAAUUAAAGAUGAGAAAUAUACACGUAUACACACAGACACAUCGUAUGAUCGCCAAUAAAGGGAACGAAACGGAAUAAUGGGAUAUAUACAACACGUAUACACGCACAUAAUAAACAUUCGUAUAAGUCAUUCAUGCAUACAGAUACAUAUACACAUACACACAUACACAUACUUUGAUACCCCGCCGUUGUAAUGGGCUAACUCACAUACGAUUAAUUAUUAAACCACGAGAUCCUUGCAAGGAGCGUAGCUAGAAGCGCGAAAGGGUAGCGAGUGUACAUAAUUAAGGCGACACCUAGGGACUGCAAUAUCGUAAGAAUACUAAAAAAAAAAAAAAAAAAAGAAAAAAAAGAAGAAAAAAAUGAUACGUUUAACAAACUAACUAAUCGUGAUAGCUAUGAAAUAGUUACACGAGGACAAUGACGUGACGACGACAGACGUAAUUAUGUAUUGGACGGACGAAACACUAUUCGCACGGUGAAAAAGGUGAAAAAAUAAAAAAUAAAAGCGUUAAGGGGUUGAAAGGGGUUUGGAGGGGUUGAAAAAAUGAAAAAAAAAAUAAAUUUGUAAGGGGUAAACGCGUACGUUUAAGGUAUUUUACUCUCUAGGAUACGAUUAAAGAUACGAGCAAAGUGAUCUGUUCCUAAACGAAGCAUACAAAAAGAUGGAGGCAAUAGAGAAAAGAUGGAGAAUGGAGAAUAGUGAAAAAAAAGAGGGAGAGAGAUGGAGAAAUGUAUUAUAGAAACGAAUGGAAUAGUGUACGGUUAAGGGGUGAAUUGGGGACGAUGGAGGGACGAUUCAAAAUUCAAAAUUUUUGAUUAAUGGGGGACGUGUAUGUUGUUUUAUUUUUCUUUUUUUUUUUUUUUCUUUUUGAUAGGAAAAUAAUGACGGAGUGCGGUGGGACAAAGAGAAAAAGAGAAAAGAAUGAAAACGUUUGUACAGAGAUAUUCCGGUUAUUAAAUUUUGUUAUACGAGGAAAAAAAAAAUGGGAAGAAUGGAUGGCGCGGUGGAUGUUGACGAGAGAAUAAAUUAAAAAGAAAAAAAAAAAAAUAAAAUUACAAACGAGAGAGUGAGGGAGAGUGUGAACGAGAGAAAUACUACUGACGAGAGAGAGAAAACAAAUUUACGAAUCAUGUGUAUUUUCUUCGUAGAAAAAAAAAAAAAUUGAUAUUCAAUAGGUCAUUACGGAAAUAUAAACAUGAGUAUUAAAGAAAAAAAAAAAAACGUGAACUGUAUUCGUGAGUGUCAUAUUUCUAAGGAAGAUAGAUCCACGGGCGAAUGUUUUAUAGCAGUUUCCGGCCGAAUUUUCACAUUUCAGGUUGAAUUCAAAAAUAGAAAAAAAAAAAAAAGAAAAUGAAAAAAAAACACCCACGCGAUAUAUUAGCUGCACUAGAAUAAAAUAACCGAAUUGUGUUUUCAGGAAAAUAAGUUUAAACAAAGGGAUAUAAAUCAAGGGUAAGAAAUAAAAAAUAAAAAAGAG